Molecule: messenger RNA, 639 nt
Organism: Aethina tumida (small hive beetle)
Lineage: Eukaryota; Metazoa; Arthropoda; Insecta; Coleoptera; Nitidulidae
Product: PEST proteolytic signal-containing nuclear protein
Exons: 3
Coding region: 95-550 (151 amino acids)
Biological process (GO): protein ubiquitination; proteasome-mediated ubiquitin-dependent protein catabolic process
Cellular component (GO): nucleus
Source: RefSeq, a predicted model, not a curated record
GACAGUUGGAGUUGGAUGCGGUGCAUUCAUUGAUUUCUCACCCGAGAAAACCUAAUUUCCCACAGUGAAAAACAGCAGUUUCCACAUAAGGAAAAUGAGCCAACGCCACCGAGAGGAUCGUUCUUCAUCGCACGGCACAUCGAAAUGUCGGCGGGACAGAAGCCGGAGCAGGAGCAGAUCGCCGCAACAAAUAAAAGAUGAAAUCAAAAAGGAACCGGAAGAAAACGAGAGAAGACCCGAAAACGUAGGACUGGGAGCGAAAAAUAGACUGAAAAGCAUGGGUAUUCAAAUGAAGUUGAACUCCAUGAAAAUGAACAACCCCAACAAACCUAAACUCACGGUCGCUUCGGCGUUUAACAAUGACAGCGAUGAUGAACCAGAGCAAAUGCCUCCCGAGGCCAGGAUGAGGAUGAGGAACAUUGGCAGGGACACUCCGACGUCGUCCGGACCAAACACAUUUGGAAAGACCAAACAAGGCUUCUCGGACAUCAAAAAAGUGUUUGAGAAAAAUAUGAAAGAAGCGAUGAACAGCGCACUCGCUGAUGAUUAAAUAAUUAUCUUAGUGAAUGUGAUUUAUAUUUAAUAGUUGCAAUAAUUAUUUAUUGAAAAUUUUAUUAUAAAUAAAAUGUUUUUGAAUCA